UAAGUAUGGCGUUCCCAGCUUUAUUUCCUACGGGCGCUGCAGACUUGAAUUUGGAAAGACCACACCGUCUCACGCCAGUGCAGUACUUCAAGUUCCUUCUAGAAUUUAAAGAUGGGCGCUUCGCAAACGAUCCCCGUUUCCGUUUUUUUGCAUUCAACACCGUAAUGCGCCACGAAGCCUUACGUGCAGGCAGCAUUUACGUCAGGAGAAACGAGGACCUCCAUGGCAAGACUGUCAGGGAUCUGCGGGAAAUGGCUAGACAGCGACCUGGACUUGCCCGUGAUAUUAUGUUUUACGGCACCAAGCUGCAUGGCACUCGCCAAUACUGGGGUGCACGCCUUAGUGAGCUACUGGACAUGAUCAACCAGUUAGGUGUCCCAACCAUCUUUAUGACUCUCAGCGCCGCCGAUCUUCAUUGGCCAGAUCUCUUCCGCCUCAUGCUUGAGCAGUACAAUGCCAACCUCACUGAUGGUGAGCGUAUUCUGUUAGAAGAGCUUACAGAAGAACAGAGAAGAAAUUUCAUUGCGGACCAGCCGUACGUCCCGAGUGUGUUUUUUAUGAAGAGGGCGGAGUACUUUAUGGGAAAAAUUUUAAAGCUCAUGUAUCCCGUCAAGGAUUUUUGGUGGCGCUUUGAAUGGCAGUUUCGUGGGUCGCCACACAUACACAGCCUCCUCUGGCUAUCAGAUGCCCCUGACGUGACACGACUGAAGGAAAUGACUCCUGAGGAGUUCGCGACCGUCGUGGACUACUUUCACAACAUUGUGUCCGCGUGGAACGUCGGCCUAGGCCUUCCGCCUGCUCAAGUGCAUCCCUGCCGCAAGCGCUUCAAGGACGUCGCACCUGAGGACCGAGUGCGCCAUCUUGGAGAGCUCUUGAAUAGAGUCCAGCGCCACCUGCGCUGCACUGAAGCCUACUGCCUGCGCCGAAGCAAAGGUCCAGGACAGCCAUUAGAAUGCCGUUUCAAGUUUCCCUUUCAGCUGGCGGAUCGUACUGAAAUUAUCUUUGAUGAAAAGGGUGAACCUCAGUUCAUCCCAGCAAGGAAUGACAGUCUUCUAAAUAAUUUAAUUGAACGAGUCAUUUCAGCCUGGAUAGGCAAUAUGGACGGUAAACCUGUAUUGUCUAAACAAUUAUGUGCCAAUUAUCUUGCCAAAUACUCGGCUAAGCCUGAAAAGAAGUCAAAGUCCAUGCAGGAACUUUUUGAGGAUGCAUUGCGGGACCUAAAUGAUGACGACAGUGCACGAAAAGCAAUCCAACGGCGCUGCGUGCAGUCCAUCAGUGAGCGGGACUUUUCAUCUCAAGAAAUAAUUCAUCUUGCAACUUCACAGAAGCUCAUGCAUAGCUCCCGGAACUUCGUAAGAGUGAACUUUUUCGACCCUACCUGGGUAGCACCGGCUCCGGAAAGAACUUCAGACAUCCAAGAGGACAAUGCUGAUGAUCCUGACGUCGUCCAAGGCGAUCCUGAACACGGGUCAUCUUCUGUCCAAGCAGACGAGGCGCACGGCUCACUGCUCGAGCGCUACCCCAAGAGGCCUGCACACCUGAAUGAGGUGUCGUUGUGGACGUUUGCUCGUGACUACAAGUACGACACAUCCAAAAAAAGGUACACCAAACUUACCAAAUUUAACGUGGUAUGCGUGAAUCCUCGUCUGCGCCUCACUCCCUGCGCUGCUCGCAAUGAAGGGUACUAUCGCCAGCAAGUCUUGCUGCACGUCCCAUGGCGAACUGAAGAGGGAGCCCUGUCGGGGCACGGCACGUGGCGUCAAGCAUUCACCGCCAACAAUGUGGUGCCGCAAGGUGAAGAGCAUCUUCCAGAUCCUGAAAACAAUGAUUUAGAUGACAUGGACGUUACACAAGGAGAGAAUUUAGACGAAUGGAUGACAGUCGCACGGCACCUACCAAACCAAAACGUCGAGCGUGUCGAGCUAGGCACAAGAGAAAUGGACCUCGCGCACGACUGGGCAUCCGAGGGACACCGUUACGGAAAUCUCGACGUUUUACGGACCUUCCUCCAAGCGGCAAAAGCAGAAUUCGUUGUGGAGCGCACAACCUCGACCGGCCCCGCUGUUCUCUUGUCUGCGGAGCAGCAAGUUGUCAUGGACAUCCUGUCACUGCAGAUAGAAGAAAUUGUCAAACCCAGAGGCUCAACCCCGCCACGCCUAGUAAUCGUCCAGGGCAAAGCUGGCUGUGGAAAGUCUACAGUCAUUAAAGCUAUGACAUCUACCCUGGACGCACGGCUUGGUCGUGACUCCUAUCGGCUAAUGGCUUUUACUGCUGUGGCUGCCCUGGGCAUCAACGGCGAGACGCUUCACUCAGGCCUGCAACUGCCCAUCAGACCGCGUGACUUUGCCCCACUCACCGGAGAGCGUGCAAAAGCUUUUCAGGAUGACAUGGAAAACGUACGCUUUCUAUUCAUUGAUGAAUACUCCAUGGUGAGCCUUAGCCUGCUUGGUAUGGUCGAGCGUCGGUGUAGUGAGGCACAUCCCUAUUCCAAAGAGCUAUUUGGAAAUAUGCACAUCUAUCUGAUUGGGGACUUGGCUCAACUCCCCCCUGUAUGCAGCAAGGCCAUCUACAGCGUGCCCAAAGACGGUUCUUCUGAAAUGGACCUCCGUGGGCACUAUACCUUUGCUCAGUUCAAGCACGCUGUCGUGCUCUCUCAAUCCAAACGGCAAACAGACACAAGCCUGUGCAGUGUCCUCGAUGAGAUUGGCAGGGGCUGCUGUAGUGUGGAGAGCUACAAGCUGCUUCAGCAGCGUUUUUCAAGUGUCGUCCCACCGCCAGAGCAACGCCAAUUCCGGGAUGCGAUGCACAUCUUUUCUACAAACAGCGACGCCAGGGCCUACAACAUCAAAAGACUCGUCGAACUGAAUUGUCCUGUCGCCCGUAUACCAGCUGUCCACAAUAACGACACCGCUAAAAAGGCUGGCCCAGACGAAGCUGGUGGUCUUGAAUCAUUUAUCUACCUCUCAGUUGGUGCUCUCGUAAUGCUCCGUGCCAACUUGUGGACAAAAGCUGGCCUCGUCAACGGAGCUUUGGGCACUGUUGCAGCUAUCGUUUAUGCCGACGGCCAGAGCCCACCCAACCAACUGCCCUUUGCCGUGCUUGUCAGGUUUCAGCGUUACACUGGCCCUGUCAUACCAGUUGACGGAUCCUUUCCAACACUGCCUCUUACUCGCACUUUUAAGGUAAAAGAGGUAGCCUGCAGCAGAGAGCAAGUGCCUCUACGCCUUGCCUGGGGAAGCACGGUCCACAGUGCUCAAGGUCUUACUCUCGACAGAGUAGUUGUGAACGUUGGCAAGAGAGAGUUUCAAUCAGGUCUUUCUUACGUGGCCAUGACCCGUGGAAAGACAUGGGACACUCUUCUGAUUGACCCACCUUUUGUCCGGGCUCGCCUCUCAACCUUGCACACGGCUCCCUCUCUGAAACGUAGACUAACGGCGAUUCAGAAAAUCGUGAAUAUGGCCCACCGCACAAAGGCGCAGCUUGGUUAUCCCACCGAACCACCUUUGCCACGGCCAGGUACAUCACCUAGCGAACCGCCUGGGCCACCACCAGCUCCGUCACCUUCACCGCCGCCAGCAUCACCUGCGCCGCUGCCUCUAGAUGAAGACGUCGUUGACGUCGGUGGUGUUAUGGCCAGAGUAGCUGUAGUCCCAGGAAAUGGUCACUGCCUCUUUGUGUCGCUCUUUCACCAACUCAAUGGCACUAUGCCCUCUGAGCAGCAAGUUACUAACCUCCGGUGGCGCGUUGUGACCCACAUCAGACAGCGCCUUGCCGGACCACUUCGUGAAGAGUGGGAGCAGCUUCUGGUGGGGACGCUCCUCGACGUAUCUGACCGCUUUCCAGAGAUGGAGAACGGAAUAGCAUUGUCACUGGAGACACGUAUCGACAGAUACCUCAAUGCGCUGAAGAACUCGGAAUGGGGUGCCAUGGAAACUGUCAGGGCUGUGUCUGAGAUGGAAAACGCCAGCAUCACAGUCUUUAGAGAGGCAGGGGUUGCAAAUGUCUUCCACCAAGGUGAUCAAAGACACCUCGCUGUGGUCUUCAGACUCCGCCCAAUCCAAGAGGGAGAAGGGGCCAACCUUUGGAACCAUUAUGAUAGUUUUCUUGAUUUUGUCUAAUUACAUCGUCCUUCGGCAAUUAUAUAAAAGUAUUAGGUUAAUGCGUCUGUGCAGUUUAAAUAGCAUUUUAUUGCAUUUCUGAUUUGAUGCUACACGCUACUGUUUGCACGAUAUGAUAGAAAAUGCAUCAUUUUGCUUUGACUCUCAAAAAACAUCAUAAAUCUGCAAUUAAUUAAAAAUGUUGAACUUCAUAUUAUUGUAUCUUAGAAGUAACGUGCACUAGCACAUAUGCAAUUCAU
Molecule: messenger RNA, 4357 nt
Organism: Frankliniella occidentalis (western flower thrips)
Lineage: Eukaryota; Metazoa; Arthropoda; Insecta; Thysanoptera; Thripidae
Exons: 3
Coding region: 6-4118 (1370 amino acids)
Biological process (GO): telomere maintenance; DNA repair
Molecular function (GO): DNA helicase activity
Source: RefSeq, a predicted model, not a curated record